AUGCAUAGUGGAGAGAAACCAUUUAAAUGCAACAUCUGCAACAAAGCUUUUAGACAACAGCAUCAUCUAAAGAGUCAUGCAAAUGCCCAGCACUCACAGCACGGUAGAGAUACUGGAGGAAAACGAUUUAAAAGUAGAAUCUUCAAUAAAGAAAAGACUGGUCUUAUGCAACAUAAUCAAACACACCACAGAGAGAAGCCAUUCCAAUGCACUGUUUGCAAGAAAGAUUUUACAUAUAARGGGAACUUAAAAACACACCAUCGAAUCCACCAUAAAKMCUURGCACAAGRCACUAGCYCAGAGAACCWGGGAAGAGAAGAKAAGUCAUUYAAAUGCACAAUAUGCAAUAAAACCUUUGCAUGUAAGAGCAGUGCUAAGCUCCAUCAGCGACUCCACACUGGAGAGAAGCCAUUCCAAUGUACUGUUUGCAAAAAAUAUUUUACAUAUAAGUGUAACUUAAAAACGCACCAUCGUAUCCAUCAUGAAAACCAUACCAGUGCAAGUACAGAUAAAAAAGGCCACAGUGAAGUGAAGUCAUUCGAAUGCACAAUAUGCAAUAAAACCUUUACAAAACAGACUUCCUUGCUGACGCACAAAAUCAUCCACAGUAACAAGAGGCCUUUUAAGUGUACAAUCUGUGACAAAGCAUAUAAAAGUAAGGAUCACUUAAAAAUGCACAAUGAACAAACUGGCCACUGUGCAGAGAAACCAUUCAAAAGAAACCAGGAAUUAAAGACUCAUGAUAGAAUUCCUGAUAAACAGAAGCCUUUUGAAUGUACAGUUUGCAAGAAAGCCGUUAAAUCUAAACAGAACUUAAAGAUCCAUUAUCGAAUCCAUAGUGGAGAGAAACCAUAUAAAUGCACAAUCUGUAAUAAAGCCUUCACACACAAGACUAAUUUAAACAGACAUCAUCGAAUCCACAGUGGAGAGAAACCAUUUAAAUGCACAAUCUGUAACAAAACAUUCACAAAAAAGACUAAUUUAAACAGUCAUCAUCGAAUCCACAAUGGAGAGAAACCAUUUAAAUGCACAAUCUGUAGUAAAGACUUUGCACGUAAGUUUAGCUUACAAAGGCACCAUCAAAUCCAUACCAGGGAGAAACCAUAGCAUAAUGCACUGUCUGCAAUAAAACGCGUGGAAGCAGUACUCAUUGGGCUAUCAACAAAUUCAUUUGCAAGAAGAAUACUCGGAAUCCUUAGUAAGGAUUACUUACAAAAUCACAAUUAACAAACCCACUGUGCAGACAAACCAUUCCAAGGACACCAGGAAUUACAGACUGAUGAUGAUAGAAUUCCUGAUAAACAGAAGGCACCUUGAAAGUCACAGUUUGCAAGAAAGCU
This is a messenger RNA of Exaiptasia diaphana, 1340 nucleotides long. RefSeq names its product zinc finger protein 813-like. Lineage: Eukaryota; Metazoa; Cnidaria; Anthozoa; Actiniaria; Aiptasiidae. Gene Ontology annotation, molecular function: RNA polymerase II cis-regulatory region sequence-specific DNA binding; DNA-binding transcription factor activity. The transcript has a single exon. Gene Ontology annotation, biological process: regulation of transcription by RNA polymerase II. The record is from RefSeq and is a predicted model, not a curated record. Bases 1 to 1107 code for a protein of 368 amino acids.